This is a messenger RNA of Enterospora canceri, 1035 nucleotides long. The record is from the annotation of a GenBank genome assembly. NCBI's taxonomy places the organism in Eukaryota, Fungi, Microsporidia, Enterocytozoonidae.
AUGGACAAAAAAAGAAAGUUCUCCUACAAGUCGUAUCCAGUCACACACGUCCUGAAGGUGCAAGAACGGGCAAAGAAGUACGCAGAGCCAAUCGACAGACUCAAUGAGGAGCUGCUUGGCGUCUACGACCGCGUGGUUCUCGACCAGGCUGAGAAGAUGCUUCGUGAAGAGGUCUUUCAGAAGCUGAAGAGUGUCCUGGAACGAGAGUUUGCUGAAAACAGUAUCAAAGUUGAGAAAUAUGGCUCAUUUAUGACUGAUAUGAUGGUAGGGAAGUCGGACAUCGACGUGACUGUGCUCUAUGAGCAAGAAGGCGACCUGAAGUAUCGAACAGCAAAUGACGUCCUUAGGGAGAUCUUCAAGGUGCUCCUGAAGCACGACUUCUGCGAUGGUGAGAUCAUUCACCUGAAGAAGGCGCGUAUUCCAAUUCUAAAGUGCACUGAUAAAAAGUACAAAAUAAAAAUAGAUAUCAGCGUAAAUCAAAAAGACGGAUUGGUAUCAGGGGAGUUUAUGAAGAAGAAAAAGGAAGAGAUUCGUGACAUCGAGUACAUGGCUGUCCUACUGAAGUAUUUCAUGAAGAGAAGAUGCCUGAGUGAGACACACAGUGGUGGCUUGAGUGCGUAUGCUCAGUUUCUGCUCAUUCUCAACUUCCUACAGCUUCAUCCUCUGACUGAAUCAUCCAGCAUCAAACAGAAUCUGGGCGCGUUUAUGAUGGACUUCUUCAUGUACUACGCGCAUAUCGACUUCAGAAGAGCAGUUGUGAACGUGAAGGAUGGGAAGUACAGGAAGAAUGAGUCUGGAUUCUGCAUAUUCAUAGACGAUCCGAUAUGCGACGACUUCAGCAACGUGACACCAAAUUGCAGUCAAAUUGGCAGAAUUCAGGAUUUGUUCAGGAAAUGCUACAAGACGAUGGCAGAGGCAUUGAAGUCGCGCGUAGACAGAAGAAUCCUCAACGACAUCUGGUUCAAGUUCAACCAGAAGGAGUUGCAGCAGAGAAGCGACAACGUGAAACUGUACAAGAAAAAGAAGAAUGUCUGA